UUCCGGGGCGCUGCUGCCUGGAGACGGCGCUGCUGCGCGGGAGCGCUCCGGUACGGCGGCGGAGCCGGGGAGGAGAUCCCUGCUACACUAUGUCAGGAGACAGUGACUGCACCAGGACAAGUCCGUCAGCGGGGUCUCCAUCAGACAAUGAGUUCUUGCCAGAUCGGCCAAAGUAUGUUUGCUCACUGUCUCCUGAUCUCAUUACCAAAGCCCGGGAAGAGCUCCAAGAGAAACCUGAAUGGAGGCUCCGUGAUGUGCAAGCGCUCCGAGAUAUGGUGUGCAAAGACUAUCCCUCCCUGGGGACCUGCCUGGACGAUGCUUUUUUGCUAAGAUUCCUCAGAGCCAGGAAAUUUGAUUAUGAUCGAGCGCUUCAGCUUCUGGUGAACUACCACACCUGUAGGAGGAGCUGGCCUGAGGUCUUCAACAAUUUGAAGCCGUCCGCAAUAAAGCCUGUCCUAGAGUCUGGUUUUGUCACUGUGCUGCCUCGUCUGGACCCAGAGGGACGCCAUGUCGUCUGCAUCCGUCCAGACAGAUGGACACCCAGUAAUUAUCCGAUUACUGAGAACAUUCGUGCCAUAUACUUAACGUUAGAAAAACUCAUUCAGUCCGAAGAGACCCAGGUGAAUGGAAUUGUAAUCCUGGCAGACUACAAAGGAGUCAGCUUAUCUAAGGCGUCUCAUUUUGGUCCUUUUGUAGCCAAAAAAGUGAUUGGAAUUCUUCAGGAUGGAUUCCCCAUUCGAAUAAAAGCCGUUAACAUAAUAAAUGAGCCUCGUAUAUUCAAAGGCAUUUUUGCAAUCAUCAAGCCUUUUCUGAAGGAAAAGAUAGCAAAUCGGUUUUUUCUUCAUGGCUGUGAUCUGAAUUCCCUUCAUCAAAACAUUCCUCCAGUGAUCCUUCCUGAAGAGUACGGUGGUACUGCAGGGAAGCUGGACAUCUCUGCAUGGAAUGAGCUGCUGCUAGCCUCUGAAGAGGACUUUCUGCAUGAUUUCUCCCAGCUGGUUCUCCCAUGUGACAGCUCUCCCCAUGACAUGCUAGUGAGUGGGGAUGCUGAUGAAAAGCAAUGUGAUGAUUCUCUGCGAGGCAUGAAACCUCAGCUCUAUUACUGUUACUAA
Messenger RNA from Chroicocephalus ridibundus (black-headed gull), 1109 nucleotides. RefSeq names its product alpha tocopherol transfer protein like (gene TTPAL). The record is from RefSeq and is a predicted model, not a curated record. The transcript is spliced from 5 exons. Gene Ontology annotation, molecular function: phosphatidylinositol bisphosphate binding. Bases 90 to 1109 code for a protein of 339 amino acids. NCBI's taxonomy places the organism in Eukaryota, Metazoa, Chordata, Aves, Charadriiformes, Laridae. Gene Ontology annotation, cellular component: membrane.